CCGGCCACACGCACACCUCACACCCCAUCCCUGCUGUUUGUGAGGCUGCAGCAGAGGGCUUGUUUUCCGCAUGAUAUUGAGCACUACUGAUGGGAACCUCGGCGUCUUUGUCAUCUCUGUGUGCGUACUGUAGUCCUCUCCAGCGGAGCAGCUGAUAGUAACAGGAGCCCGCAGGAGCGCUCAGUCGGACCAGGACAACACCAUGAAGUUGUCGGUGCUCCUCUUUCUUUUGUUGGUGUCCUGUCCGCUGUUCCUCGCCGACAUCCCCGCUCAGAGUGAGUUUGUGUCUUUGGCGGAGAUGGAGGACGCCCUGCUGAAGAAUCUUUUUCAAGGGUAUCAGCGCUGGGUCAGGCCCAUCCAGCAUGCCAACGACACUAUAAAAGUACGCUUCGGACUCAAGAUCUCCCAGCUGGUUGAUGUGGAUGAGAAGAACCAGCUAAUGACAACUAACGUUUGGCUGUGUCAGGAGUGGAUCGAUUACAAGCUGCGAUGGAAUCCAGAGAAAUACGGAGGAAUCACGUCCAUCAGAGUUCCCUCUGAAAAUAUCUGGCUCCCAGAUAUCGUCCUAUAUGAGAAUGCUGAUGGGCGGUUCGAAGGCUCCCUGAUGACCAAAGCCAUUGUCAGGUACAAUGGUGCCAUCACCUGGACACCACCUGCUAGUUACAAAUCCGCCUGCACUAUGGAUGUCACCUUCUUCCCCUUCGACCGCCAGAACUGCACCAUGAAAUUUGGCUCCUGGACAUACGAUGGCAACAUGGUGGACCUGAUUCUGAUAGACAAUCAGGUAGAUCGGAAGGACUUUUUUGAUAAUGGGGAGUGGGAGAUCCUUAAUGCCACCGGUGCCAGAGGGAGCAGGAAGGAUGACAUGUAUUCGUACCCCUUCAUCACAUAUUCUUUCAUUCUGAAGAGGCUGCCAUUGUUCUACACCCUUUUCCUCAUCAUCCCCUGCUUGGGGUUGUCCUUCCUCACUGUCCUGGUGUUUUACCUUCCCUCAGAUGAAGGAGAGAAGCUGUCACUCUCUACCUCUGUCCUAGUGUCGCUCACUGUGUUCCUUCUAGUCAUAGAAGAAAUCAUCCCCUCCUCCUCCAAGGUGAUCCCGCUCAUCGGAGAGUACUUGCUGUUCAUCAUGAUCUUUGUCACACUCUCAAUCAUCGUCACCGUCUUUGUCAUCAAUGUGCACCACCGCUCCUCGGCCACCUACCACCCCAUGUCGCCAUGGGUUCGUAGUCUCUUCCUUCAGAAACUACCGAAGUUGCUCUGCAUGCGUGGACACACUGAUCGCUAUCAUUACCCAGAGUUAGCUCCUGAAAGCCCUGAGCUGAAGCUGCGCUCUGGAGGUCGGAAAGGAGGCCAGAGGGCGAACAGCGGGGUCCACGGACAGACAACUUCUGAGGGGAAAGAGGAUGAGGCUUGGGCAACCAUGUUGGACAAGGCCAUCUACUCCGUGCGCUACAUCAGCAGUCAUAUCCGCAAGGAGCACUUCAUCCGUGAGGUGGUGCAAGACUGGAAGUUUGUGGCCCAGGUCUUAGACAGGAUCUUCCUGUGGGCUUUCCUCACCGUCUCAGUACUGGGCACUAUCCUUAUCUUCACUCCAGCCCUACAGAAGUUUAUGAAAGUUCCUCCACCAACUGCAACUGAAAAUCCACCUUCAAACUAGUAGCAUUAAUGCGCUCUUUUCACAGACGAUUCACCUUCAAGAACCUACAAACCACUGAGCCAGAGGAAGCCACUACAGGUGUUUUUUUAAAGCAGAACUUUGACUUUUUCUUAGUUUGUUUUCUUUUAGAGAUCCACUGUGAAAUGUUCUAUUUUUUAUUAAGUAGUGAAGUCAGUGUGUGUCAACUUAUGCACAUUAUGACAUAUAUAAGUGGAUUAUGUUUGCAUAAUGUUUUGUUUGUAGGUAAAUAAGACAAUCUUAGUGAAAAUUGGUGCAACCUGUGAUGCUUCGCAGCCUUUUAAUUGCCAAAGUAGUAUGCAGCUCACUGCAGCUCACACAAUACACUAGAUUACACAUGCAGGUCAUUUUAUGAAGAUGUUUGAGCUAAAAUUAAACAUAAAUCAUUAAAUUAAUAGGCUUGAUUUGUGUACUUACUUGACAUAUUGUUUUAUGUUUCUACUUCACAUUGCUUUUGAUUUGAUGUAUGUGUUUGUCAUGUUUCCCUUGCUGCAACAAAUUUCUACUGUGAUGAACUGUGAAACAUUUCCUGUCCCAGUCAAGCUAUUAAUUCAACAAAAUGUUAAUUUUACACAUAAGUUUUGGGGUAACUGUCACAAUAAUAGAAGUGAGAAAGGUUUGUUUUUGUAUUUUG
Molecule: messenger RNA, 2309 nt
Organism: Larimichthys crocea (large yellow croaker)
Lineage: Eukaryota; Metazoa; Chordata; Actinopteri; Sciaenidae
Product: neuronal acetylcholine receptor subunit non-alpha-2
Exons: 6
Coding region: 203-1657 (484 amino acids)
Biological process (GO): monoatomic ion transmembrane transport
Cellular component (GO): postsynaptic membrane
Molecular function (GO): transmembrane signaling receptor activity; acetylcholine-gated monoatomic cation-selective channel activity
Source: RefSeq, a predicted model, not a curated record